Molecule: messenger RNA, 905 nt
Organism: Metopolophium dirhodum (rose-grain aphid)
Lineage: Eukaryota; Metazoa; Arthropoda; Insecta; Hemiptera; Aphididae
Product: arylalkylamine N-acetyltransferase 1-like
Exons: 3
Coding region: 26-682 (218 amino acids)
Molecular function (GO): N-acetyltransferase activity
Source: RefSeq, a predicted model, not a curated record
UCCUUUUUCAGAGGUUGUGAAGAAUAUGGAUGAAAACAAAAAAUUAAAAAUGCAAUUUAACAUAGUGCCUAUCAUUGAUAACGAUAGCCAAAGUGUGUUGAGUUUCAUAGAAAAGUAUUUUAUCCGAGACGAACCUUUAAAAGCAAGUGUAGCAUUAAUUAAAGAAAAAGAAUCAAUAGUAAAAUUUAAAGAUUUUUGCUGCAAUAUUUUUAAUAAUGGUGAUAACAUUUUAUAUGUUAUGGGUGUCACGCUUAAUACCAUAAUGAGUAAGGAUGAUCUAAUUGUUCAAUACGGUGAUGAGAACUUUAUUUCAAAUUUAAAGUUUGAUGACAUUGAGGUUUUUUUGUACAAAAUCCGGCGAGAUAUUGAUCUAUAUGAGAAAUAUCCGAACGUAGAUCGUAUAAUGGAAUUAAAAAUUAUUUCAGUUAAUGAGAAGUACAGAGGACAAGGCGUUUGCAAAGCUCUCAUCAAUAAAUUAAAAGAGUUGGCAUUGAAGUUGGAGUAUAAAAUGAUGUACGCGGAGUGCUCCAGUUGUUUUACAGCUAAAGCUAUGGAAAGAGCUGGUUUCCAAUGCAUAUAUUCCUUGUCUUAUUCGGACUAUGUGAACAAACAGGGCAAACAAGUUUUCAAUAUGGCACAGCCUCCCCAUGAAUGUAUCAAAGUUCAAGUGUUAGAACUCUAAAAUAUUUAAUAUUUGUUGAUUAAUUACAUAAUAUGCUCAACCAAAAAAAUGAGUACAUAAACAUAAUAUUAUAGGUAUGUAGGUACAUUGUAUAAUGUUUCAACGAAACAAAUACCAAUUAUACAGCAAUACAUAUAAGUUCAAAUAUAUAUAUUCAAUUUUUAUGUUUUUUUUUUAUGUACCUAUAAAUUCAUAAAAAAAUAUAAAAUAAAAAUUUAUUGUA